AUGGCCGACCAGCCGGAGUCCAACACGCUCGCCUCGACCUUCCCUAACCCGCCGACCUUCUGGAAGGACUUCACCCCAGACAAGCUCGCUCGCGUCGAAGAGCUCAAGGCGGUCCACGCUCAGCGCAAUGGCGGAGACCCGUUGACAACGCGCAUCCCAGACCUGCCCGAGGAGCUGCUCAAUCUCCAGCCGCCCCUCGAGCCGGCCGAUGGGCGCUGGAGGGUCUUUGGUGACCAGUACAUGCUCGAUGACAAGCUCCCGACGCUGGAGGAACAGGGCAUCGCCAACCUCCCUUCAGCAGCCCCGACCGAAUCCAAAGACGUACCGCACUUCUUCGAUCGUGCCCUUGAGCUCAAGCGCCUCGCCAAGUCUCUCCUCCUCAAUUUCCUCGAACUCUCCGGCACUCUCUCUCGGAACCCGUCACACGCCGAAGCAAAGGUCCAGGACCUACGUACCCUCUUCAUCAACUUCCACCACAUCCUCAACGAGUAUCGCCCGCACCAGGCCCGCGAGUCGGCCAUCGCCAUGAUGCAGGAACAUCUCGACCGCACUCGCACCGAGACCAUGGCCAUUCGGACCCAGGUGGACAAGGCCAGGCGUGUUCUGGAUGGACUGGGUAGCCUGAGCAUCCCGGAGGUGCCCAAGCCACUUGGCGAGACGGGUGACGAGGACUGGGAGGCGGUGGCCUUGGAGAGAGAAUCAGACGCCUGGGCUACGACAGAUGCCCUUUUUACCUAA
Molecule: messenger RNA, 738 nt
Organism: Ilyonectria robusta
Lineage: Eukaryota; Fungi; Ascomycota; Sordariomycetes; Hypocreales; Nectriaceae
Product: MED7 protein-domain-containing protein
Exons: 2
Coding region: 1-738 (245 amino acids)
Biological process (GO): regulation of transcription by RNA polymerase II
Cellular component (GO): mediator complex; core mediator complex
Molecular function (GO): transcription coregulator activity
Source: RefSeq, a predicted model, not a curated record